AAUCAUAAUCCAUACACCAUGAAGACCACAACGACGGCCGAGCUCGUCUUCGUCCCCGCGCCAGCCGCCGGCCACCUCUUCUCCGCCGUGGAGCUAGCGAAGCAACUCGUCACCCACGACCAACGACUCUCGGUCACCAUCUGCGUCACCACGAUGCUCACCGCCGGAUUCAAAGCCGCCAUCGAUCCCACCGCCGACGACUCCUCCGUCGCCUCCCGAAUCCGAUUGAUCGAUCUCCCCAUCGUGAAACUCCCUCCAAACACCAAUCCCAGCGAAACCCUGCCUUCCAUUCUCGAAGCCUCCUCUGCCUCCAUCAAAAAAAUCGCCUCCGACAUCAUCCGACGUCGGACCGAGUCGAGCGACGACUCGCCCAGACUCGCCGGUUUCGUAAUCGACAUGUUCUGCACGAGGAUGAUCGACGUGGCCGGCGAGCUCGGCGUUCCUUGCUACGUUUUCUACACAUCGGGGGCGAAUUUCCUCGGGUUCAUGCUUCACUUGCAGGCGCUCUACGACGAGGGAAAGCUCGGAGACUUGGCCGAGCUUAAGGAUAACGGAUUCGAGAUGGAGAUUCCGAGUUUGAAGAAGCCGCUCCCCUGUAAAUGUCUGCCUUCCGCCGUCGUCGAGAAGGAGUGGCUUCCCCUGCUCAUCGACAACACCCGGAGGUUACGAGAAGUCAGGGGAAUCGCCGUAAAUUCGUUCCUCGAGCUGGAACCUCACGCAAUCGACUUCCUCUCCACCGGCGGGAUCAUCCCUCCGGUUUAUCCGGUGGGACCAAUUUUGAAUCUGAAGGCGGUUCAGGGUAACGAGGAGGUGAUGGAGUGGCUCGACGAUCAACCGGCGGCGUCAGUGGUGUUCCUCUGCUUCGGCAGCAUGGGGAGCUUCGGGAAGGAACAGGUGACGGAGAUCGCGGUGGCGCUGGAGCGAUGUGGUCAGAGGUUCCUGUGGUCACUCCGGCGGUCGCCGGAAGCAGGGAAGGUUGGACCGCCGAGUGAGUACGAGGAUUUCGAUGAGGCACCGCUGCCGGCCGGGUUUUUGGACCGGGUGAGUGGAAUUGGGAAAGUGAUCGGGUGGGCCCCACAGACGGCGGUGCUGCGCCACGAGGCGGUGGGAGGGUUCGUGUCGCACUGCGGGUGGAACUCGGUGCUGGAGAGCAUAUGGUUCGGCGUGCCGGUGGGGGCUUGGCCGAUGUACGCGGAGCAGCAGCUGAAUGCGUUUCAAUUGGUGGAGGAGCUGGGGUUGGCGGAAGAGAUCAAGAUGGAUUACCGGUGGGACGGUGGGACGGUGGUGACGGCGGAGGAGAUCGAGGGAGGGAUACGGCGGUUGAUGGCGGCGGAGAAUGACGAGGGGAGGAAGAGCAAGACGGUGAAGGAGGUUAGUGAGAUGAGCAAAAAGGCGUUGAUGGAAGGUGGCUCGUCUUGCUCUUCUAUGAGUCGCUUUAUUCAAGAUGUCAUCGAUAACAUUUCUUGAUUGUAUUCCGACUGUUAAGAGGCAGGAACUUGUGCAAACAGUCCCCAGAAUGCACAGAGAAGCAGUUAUAUCUGGAUCGACUUUCCAUGAUUCAGUAACAACAUGAACAUCUGAAUUUGUUUCGAAUCCUGAAAGAACAGUAAACGUCCUUGUUACAC
Molecule: messenger RNA, 1625 nt
Organism: Linum trigynum
Lineage: Eukaryota; Viridiplantae; Streptophyta; Magnoliopsida; Malpighiales; Linaceae
Source: the annotation of a GenBank genome assembly